UGAGAGAUGUUAACUGCUUCUUUCUGUUAGUUACCGCAGCGGCAGUGGAGAGCAAUGUCAAUGUCGCCGUCCGUCAGCGCAGUGGAGUUGGAAAGCCACGUGUUCCCUCCGACGGUGAAAGCGCCUGGCAGCGCCAAGACGUUCUUCCUCGGUGGCGCUGGCGAGAGGGGCUUGGAGAUCGAAGGUAGGUUCAUAAAAUUCACGGCCAUUGGAGUGUACCUUGAAGACGCCGCCCUUCCGUCGCUCGCCGCUAAGUGGAAAGGCAAGACUGCCGAGGAGUUGGCCGACUCCCCUUACUUCUACAGGGAUAUUGUCUCUGGUCCCUUUGAGAAAUUGACACAAGUGACAAUGAUCUUGCCAUUAACGGGUAAGCAAUACUCGGAAAAAGUGGCCGAAAAUUGUGUAGCCUAUUGGAAAGCAAUCGGAACCUAUACUGAUUCAGAGGCCAAAGCUAUUGAAAAGUUCAUGGAGAUCUUCAAGGAUGAAAAUUUCCCUCCUGGUGCCUCUAUUCUUUUCACCCAAUCACCUAUUGGAUCAUUAGUGAUUACCUUCUCGAAAGAUGGAUCGAUGCCUGAGACUGGGAAUGUGGUAAUAGAGAACAAACAGUUAUCGGAGGCCAUCUUGGAAUCGAUCAUAGGCAAGCAUGGUGUUUCCCCUGCAGCAAAGCAGAGCUUAGCAUCAAGAAUAUCUGACUUGCUGAAGGAGACUGAUAAUGCAGCCCCCGUGGUACUAAAGCUCAAUCCCAAGCAUCAAUAUAAAGAAUAGGAGUCGCUCUGGAAUUCUGGUGACGCAGAUAAUUACCUAAUUGACGCAGCAACAGCAAUUCCAAUCACAAAUCUCUACGCAGUUGAGUGAGAUAUUAAAUAAAACAAAUAAAAAAUAAGUAGUUGUGUGCUUUCUGUUAUUUUGGCUUGGUAGCAUCAUCUAUUUUGAUCUGUGUAACAAGAAUGGUUCUGCCCUCUAUAAAGCUUUAUUCUGUUUCUGUUUGUUGCCUACUACAUGGAAUAAUAGCUAGAGGUGGAGAUCACAGAAGAUGCCCCUUUUCAGUUC
Diospyros lotus (date-plum) is the source of this 1050-nucleotide messenger RNA. RefSeq names its product chalcone--flavanone isomerase-like. Gene Ontology annotation, molecular function: chalcone isomerase activity. Gene Ontology annotation, biological process: flavonoid biosynthetic process. The transcript is spliced from 4 exons. Lineage: Eukaryota; Viridiplantae; Streptophyta; Magnoliopsida; Ericales; Ebenaceae. The record is from RefSeq and is a predicted model, not a curated record. The coding region runs from base 55 to 765 and encodes 236 amino acids.